AUGUCAACAUCUUCCAAAAAAGCAUUCAAAUGCGAUACAUGUCUCAGAGCAUCUACCAGUAAAUUACAGCAAAUACCUGAUAAAGUCAGGAUUGAAAAUGUAAAUAUAACAAAACGAAAGAAAAUUAACAAAAAUAUUUCCUUACAAAGCUUAUCUGACCAUCUCUCUGAUGGAGAAGAAACUGAUUAUUCCUCUAUCAAUUCUACACCAAAUCAUCAAUUAAACCGAAGACUAUCUCUGCAUAUGCAAUGUUAUGAUGAAAUUAGUGAACUGAAACAAAAAAUACUGAAGCUGGAGGAAAAUCUUGAGAUAGCAGAAAAUGAAAUAAGGAAUUUAUCUUCAGAAAACCAUAACUUAAAAAAAAAAGUUGCGGAAUAUGAGCUAAAGGUCAAUCAGUUGAAACACAUAUGUAAAUCUACCCCAUCAAGUUCAAGUAAGUCCACGAAAAAGAAAAAGAAAAAAGUAAAGAAAAUAGACUUUAAUAUAUCCCUAAAGGAAUCAGAAAACCAAAAUCCUCCUCACAUACAUCUUGCACCGAGUAGUUGCCCCUUAACGCAACUAGAUGGCAGCACGUCAACAGAGAACUUUAACACCUGCGUCACUGUUGGGACCUCACAAGAAGGUGCAACACCAAAAAAACAAGAAGUCGACAACUUAAAUCGCAAAAAGAAUCGCAUUUUCAUUCUUGGUGAUGACCAACUACGUGGAUUGUCUUCAGCUCUAACAAUGUCAAGAUGUGGAAAAUGGAAUAACACCUAUAAAAUCUAUGGCCAUAUUAUGCCUGGAGCUAUUAGUGAAGAAAUAUUACGAAACUGUGAUCAUUCUUUGUUAAAUGAACUAACGGAAAAUGACUUUGUAAUAGUUGGUAUCGGUAGUAAUGAUAAAGAUUUACAUAGGCUCCAUUCUGACAUAUAUCCUCAACAAAUUGCUGAAGCCUUCAACAACCACUUUAUUGAAUCAACAAAUAUCAAUAAUAUCAGUAAUCAGUGCCAAAACACUAAUAGUCUAAGAAAGACAGCUUUAAAAAUAUCUUUAGAAGUGAACGCCUCUAAGCGAGGUCUCGUGUCACGCGGCUCUGAAACCGAUGGACACAGCUAG
Messenger RNA from Parnassius apollo (apollo), 1098 nucleotides. NCBI's taxonomy places the organism in Eukaryota, Metazoa, Arthropoda, Insecta, Lepidoptera, Papilionidae. The record is from the annotation of a GenBank genome assembly.